Molecule: messenger RNA, 642 nt
Organism: Lathyrus oleraceus (garden pea)
Lineage: Eukaryota; Viridiplantae; Streptophyta; Magnoliopsida; Fabales; Fabaceae
Exons: 3
Coding region: 1-642 (213 amino acids)
Biological process (GO): DNA integration
Molecular function (GO): nucleic acid binding
Source: RefSeq, a predicted model, not a curated record
AUGAGGAACAUGAGGUGGAUUGAAUUGUUAAAGGAUUAUGAUUUUGGUUUGAAUUUCUAUCUUGGUAAAGCCAAUGUAGUGACUAACGCAUUGAGUCGGGAGACGUUGCAUAUGUCUACAUUGAUGGCUAGAGAGUUAGAGCUAAUUCAAGAAAUUAGAGAUUUGAAUUUGAUUGAUGAUAAUGGUGUUAUAAAAUUUCGUGACAAAAUAUGUGUUCCUGAUAUGCCUAAACUCAAGAAGAAUAUUCUAGAAGGACACCAAAGUGAUCUGAGUAGUCAUCCGGGUGCUACAAAGAUGUAUCAGGAUUUGAGAAAGAUGUUUUCAUGGCCUGGAAUGAAGAAAGAGAUUGUAAAGUUUAUGUUGACGAAGUCUGCUCAUUUUAUUCCGAUGAGAUUGGAUUAUUCAUCAGAGAGGUUGGAUAAGCUGUAUAUAAAUAAGAUUGUCAAUUUGCAUGGUAUUCCAUCCCGUAUUGUAUCUGAUAAAGUUCUGAAGUUUACGUCGAGGUUCUUGGAGAGUUUGCAGAUGGCUUUGGGUAUGAAGUUGCAUAUGAAUUCUGCUUAUCAUCCGCAAAUAGAUGGUCAGACUAGGAUGACUAUUCAAUUGCUAGAGGACUUGUUGAGGGCAUGUGUACUUGACCAAUGA